AGGUAGGUAGAUACUUUUCUUGAACCAUUGUCCUCUUUCUUUUCUAAUGAGAAAUCAAUAAAUCUACAAUCUGAAAGUUCAAAAGAGAGUGGAAAUUAGCCAUAUAAAUUUAAAUGUGUUUAUUUUAGAAAAACAUUCUCGUUGAUUUUAUAAAAACACUUAUAUACGAGUUUUGUCUGCUAUGCCUGUGCAGCGAACGGCCUGCGCCAUUUUAGCUUACAUUUGAAGACAUUGUGGCGCCACGCUGUGUUGCGUCGGCUGCCUGGGUUGUCUUCGGUUACAUUGAAGAUUUGUUCGCAUCUAGAUAUUUUAACAAUGGGUGCCGCCUGCCGCCGGCUCUGAUCACUGGUCCGUCGCACCAUGUAUAAUGGCAUAGGACUGCAGACAGUUCGCGGAUCAGGCACCAACGGGUACGUACAGAACAAUCUCUCGUUCGUUAAGCAAACCCGCGAUAAGGUUAAGUACAGGGACGAGGACGAUUUGAAGCGCCUGGAGGCACAGGUCAACCGUGAGCCCAACGAAGAGAUCCUAGAUCACCAGCGCAAGCGUAAGAUCGAGCUCAAGUGUGUCGAGUAUCAGGAGCUGCUUCAGGAGCAGGGCUUGUCCCCUGACACUCUUCAGAGGCGUGUCGAUCGUUAUCGCGAGAAGCUCGCUGACCAGCUGCCGCGCUCACGUGCCUCGGGCGUUGAGCGUGACGCGCAGGGCCGGCCGCUGACGAAGGAGUCCCAUCAGAUGGCCGAGGCGCAGCAGGAGAAGAACAGCAGACUCAAGGACGCUUUCGGAAUCUCAGAGCACUUUGUUGACGGCAGCAGUUUCGAUCCGAACCGACGGGCGAAAGAGGAAGAGGCCAGGAAAGAGAAAGAGUCAAAGAAGGAAAAGGAGAGGAACACUCUGGUGAGGUCACCCAGUGCGAGUCCCAGUCCGAAGAAGAAGCACAAGAAGGACAAGUCUAAUAAGGCGGAGAAGAAGGCAAAGAAGGCUAAGAAGCAAAAAGACGAUAAAGAGAAAAGUAAGCACAAGAAGAAGAACAAGGACAAGAAGAAAAAGUCCAAGAAACGCCGAGACCGGUCCCCCGAGUCUUCCGAGUCGGAGGCGAGCCGCUCUCCGUCGCCAUCGGCCGGCGAGUCCGGAGAGGAAGGCGUCCCGGCGCGCAGAGCCGCUUCCCCGCCAGAGAGGCGUCGCCAGAGUCGCUCGCCCGGUCCACGCUCUCGCCGCUCUCCCACCCCGGAGAUGAGGAACGGCACGAGAAACGCUAGCGCCGAUAGCGCCUCUCCGUCGCCCAAGAAGUCGCGCGGCCGGAGUCCAGAGGAGCAGGUGACCCGUCGACGGGCCAGCUCUGAGUCGGACGCGUCGCCACGCCAGAGUCCGGCUCGUGCCGGACGCCGUCGACCCGCGUCCCCGUCUCCGGCGCGCGGAGGUAGUCGUCGGCGCACUCCGAGUCCCGCUAAAAGGCGAGGCAGCUCGUCACCUGAGGCUCGCAAGCCUCGAUCGCCGUCACCGGCAAAGCGUCGCAGGCGAAGCCGAAGCUCAAGCGCAUCAUCAGACGACUCACGCGACCGCCGCCGUCGCAGGCGUUCCGAUAGUCGCGACCGCCGCCGUCGCAGGCGCUCCGACAGCCGCGAUCGCCGCCGCCGUUCGCGCUCCCGGUCCCGCAGCCGUGACCGCCGCCGCCGCUCCCGCACCCGCAGUCCCGUCCGCCGCCGCCGCUCUCGCACACGCAGCCCGGUUCGUCGUCGCUCUCGCUCGCGCAGUCCGGCGCGCCGGCGGUCCAGAACGCGCAGUCCAGUCCGCCGGCGCUCGCGCACGCGCAGUCCGCUGCCGCCGCGCCGUCGGCGCCGCUCGAGCUCGUCGGACCGCGGUGGUCGACGCGCUGCUCCGCCAGCGGCGCGGCGCUCUCGCAGUCGCUCGCGCUCUCGCGGCUCGGGAGCUCCACCGGUGCCCAAGAACAUGGGUACUGGGAAGUCGGGGGUUAGCCGAAGCUUCCUUGAGAAGCUCGCGGGCUAUUCGUUUGACAAGCCGGGCGAUGCCCCGGCGGCGGCUGCGGCCCCGCCGGCCGCACGCCGGUCCCCCAGUCGCAGCACGAGUCGCUCCUCGAGCCGCUCGCCGCCGCCCAAGAAGGGUCGUGCGCGUUCUCCGAGCUCGGGCUCGUCGCGUUCGCCGAGCCCCAAGGGCCGCCGCCGUACCUCGCGCUCCGAGAGUCCCGAGACGCUGCGCCGGGCUAUCCUUGCUCGCAUGGCCGAGAAGAAGAAGAAGAGCGGGGGGCGCCGCUCGCCAUCCGGCUCUGACUGAGCCGUGUGCGCGCGGAGCCGCGUGCCAAGUUAGCAGCCACCAUCGAGACGGCGGCGCGUCGCAGCGCGCCGGCCGGCGGGACGCGCGGACUCGGUGGCUGAGCAGCGGUAGCGGAGUGCCGCCUCCACCAGCAGCGCCGUUUCGCGAGUGAGCUCGAGUUUCUUAUGUGAAGGGGCGUGCGUGUCAAUGUGAAUGGGCAGUUGUGACUCAUUGUCACUUGGUGAGCGUGUGUGCCGAUCGAAGCCGGGUCGCGGCAGUUCGCCGCUGGCCUCGGCGUGUUAUGCGCGGUGGGUGACCUCUGUGGCGUCUGUAGCUGCGGCGCGCCGCCGCCUCGUGCAGCGGACGGGGCCGGCGCACCACUUUGUCGUCACGAGUUUCCAUGCGUUUGUGUAGCGCCGUAAGCGGUGAUGUCUUAUUUUUAAAUGCCGUCACCGCAGGCUCUCAUCCCCUACUGUACCAUCCGGAGCAGUAUCUUGUGACCAGGUGUCAGUUGGUACAAUACAUCAUUUAAUGUGG
This is a messenger RNA of Amphibalanus amphitrite, 2805 nucleotides long. RefSeq names its product serine/arginine repetitive matrix protein 2-like. The coding region runs from base 361 to 2289 and encodes 642 amino acids. The record is from RefSeq and is a predicted model, not a curated record. The transcript has 2 exons. Lineage: Eukaryota; Metazoa; Arthropoda; Thecostraca; Balanomorpha; Balanidae.